GAUUGGGUGCGGAGAAACGAGUUCUUGUGAAAGAAACGACUAAUCUUAUUCGUUAAUCGGGUGCGGGCAAAUUUGAUUGAAGAUUAAAGAUGUUGAGCAGAAUAACGUCGAGAUUUGCACAAGGAAAAAAGAUGAAUAAUAAGAAACGCAAAGGUAAAGGUCCAAUGGAGCCUGAAAUAGACCCUAAUGUUGGAGAUUUGGAAGUUCCAGAUACCGGGUUCGAUGAAGAUAGCGAAGAUGAAACAACACCGUCCGUGGUAUCCCUAGAUAACUACAAUUGCCUGGAAGAUAGUGACAAACACGCUUCUACAGAUAUUACAUAUUCAAGCGAUCCAAAAUUCAGGUACCAACAUCGUGGUUCACUCUUUUCGGUCAUUGUUUAUUAUAAGGAGAUAACAAAACAUAGUCCAAAAAUUAAAUACAUUAUCGACAAGGCAGGAUGGGGACGUUUAUUAGCCAUGGAAAUAGGAGAAGCAUCACACCCAGUGAUUGAUUAUCUUGUUGAACGUUGGUGGGAUACAACGCAUACUUUUCACUUCCCUUUUGGUGAAAUGGGAUUCACGCCGCUUGAUUGGGUAGUGUUGACAGGAUUGAGUAUUGGAAUUGGGGAUGAUGUUCCGUAUAACCCAGUCAAGUACAAAUUUGAUUAUGUCCGUGAGCAUGUUUUUCCAGAAAUAGAAGAACCCUUAGAUUAUGAAGAUCCCCCAAUCUCUGGAAAAAAACGCCCCCCGGCACAGUGGAUUUCAUAUGCAAUCACAAUUAAAUUUUUGACUACGUAUUUCAAAGAAGAUAUCUUGGUUGCAGCUAAUUUGGAUGACAAACUUGCAGAAAAAGUGGCGAGGGCCUUUUUUAUGUAUGUUUUGGGAAAUUUUUUCUUUUCCAAUGCAAAGAACUACAUUGAUGCGGCUUGGUUAGCUGCUUUUGAGGAUCUAAAUGUAGUUGAUAUGUAUGACUGGGGUGGUCCUGCUUUUGCAAAAUUGUAUGUGGCACUCAACGCAUCUGGUAGGGGACAGAAGUCAUUAACUGGGCCGUUCCAAAUAUUAGAGUUUUGGGGAUAUGAAUAUCUGGGCAUAUGUAGACCGUGCGACCCAACUAGUGAAGAAAAAUGGCCAAGAACUUCCCGGUGGAAAGCGAAGAAAAAGACUAUCGAUAUUGUUCACUGUAGGAAUGCGCUUAAUCAGUUGACUGCAGACAUCGUGACAUGGAGACCGUGGGAAUCCGCCAUUGGUGUUCUUGACUCUGAUGUUGGUCGCAGGGCUGUGGAGCUUUCAAACAAAAGGGUUAUAUUUACUUGGAUUGGCAAGAAUAUGUGGUACCUAGGAGAACGAUCUUGGAGGCAAAAUCAUCCUACUUUUGGAAUUCCUAGAAAUCCACCAUUUAAAAUUGGCGAGGUCAGUCAUGAGAAAGCAAAACUUGUGAAAGAAGCUGGAUGGGUAGAUGCAAAUAUGUUUGUGAAAGCUGUUUCAUAUAAUAUGUAUCUGCGAUAUUGGCGACAUGUAACUAACUUCCAUCAAUUCGUGACCAAAGUCGAUUGGGUAGUUGAAUUACACGGGGUUGAUGGUGACCGUGUUAAACACCUUAUUCAACGACCUGCUCAGCAUGUACCUAUUCCACCACCACAACAAUUAUCAUACCCUGAAGCUUAUAAUCUGGUUCAAGAACAUGCCGAUUUUAAUCGUGCGUUUCGCGAGUUUGUAUUAUAUGAAACGGAAGACAGGAUGAUACGUUUAAAGGCAAAAGAUGAAGUAAUACGAGGCCUUGCAGCUCGUAACAAUUACCUGGAGGAUCAGAUGCAAUUCCGUAUGCAACAAACGCCGCGUCCCCCUAUUGGAUUCGGCAGUUUUUCUGAAACUAUCCCACCAGCGGUGUGGGCUCCAGUGAGUCAAGCAUCAACAAUGUCGUCUGUUAACCCCCUCCGAGAAUGA
Molecule: messenger RNA, 1925 nt
Organism: Papaver somniferum (opium poppy)
Lineage: Eukaryota; Viridiplantae; Streptophyta; Magnoliopsida; Ranunculales; Papaveraceae
Product: protein MAINTENANCE OF MERISTEMS-like
Exons: 5
Coding region: 90-1925 (611 amino acids)
Biological process (GO): meristem development; meristem maintenance
Source: RefSeq, a predicted model, not a curated record